AUGUGUGAUUAUUACCUUCGGCGCAAAGACCGGAAAAAUAUUACAAUUAAAGGCUUAAAAGCCACCACGUCUUCUUUUAACACACCGAAUUCCCUCCUCACUAAUCACGAAGCCUUCGGUGGACUAAAAUGCAAAAAAAAAAUGUCGAGGUCAUUUCCGUUGUGUUCAACCUCGUCCGCCGUCAUGUGGUCCACAUUUCAAAGAAAUGAAGCCUGCGUCGCGAUGAUCUCGUGCUGCGUCUCCGAAAGCCGCUUCAGGCCGUGCUCGGAUGGCCGCUGCGCGAGCUCAUCGUCAAACAUCUCCGUAUGCCCCCACGUCAGGUGGAGAAGCUGA
This is a messenger RNA of Phytomonas sp. EM1, 333 nucleotides long. The record is from the annotation of a GenBank genome assembly. Lineage: Eukaryota; Euglenozoa; Kinetoplastea; Trypanosomatida; Trypanosomatidae.